AUGCAAAGAAGGGAACGACUUGUGAGAAGGAACCUAGGGAGAAGAGAGGAGAUAAGGGCAGAUGGUAGAUGGGGGAGUGGAGGCUGGAGAGACGAUGACGGAAGCGGGAGGGUCACACUAAUCCCCUUUGGGCGAUGGACUCAUGACAUGGAUUCUCAGGCUACCGGGGGAUUCCAGUUCCUGACGUAUACAAAGACUCCUUUCUUGUUUCUCGGACCAUUUACUCACUGA
Penicillium expansum is the source of this 231-nucleotide messenger RNA. RefSeq lists its product as uncharacterized. The transcript has a single exon. NCBI's taxonomy places the organism in Eukaryota, Fungi, Ascomycota, Eurotiomycetes, Eurotiales, Aspergillaceae. The coding region runs from base 1 to 231 and encodes 76 amino acids. The record is from RefSeq and is a predicted model, not a curated record.